Messenger RNA from Balearica regulorum gibbericeps (East African grey crowned-crane), 1317 nucleotides. RefSeq names its product toll-like receptor 2 type-1. The record is from RefSeq and is a predicted model, not a curated record. Gene Ontology annotation, biological process: inflammatory response; toll-like receptor signaling pathway; immune response. Gene Ontology annotation, cellular component: plasma membrane; signaling receptor complex. NCBI's taxonomy places the organism in Eukaryota, Metazoa, Chordata, Aves, Gruiformes, Gruidae. Gene Ontology annotation, molecular function: transmembrane signaling receptor activity; protein binding; triacyl lipopeptide binding.
AUGUUCAACCAAACAAAAUACAAAUUAAGAAAUACGCACACCUGGCGAAUGUGGGCCAUCUACAUGGUCUUAGCUGCAAAUGUCUCUGCAGAGCAAGCCCUGAAGCAGGCUUGUCCUUCGUGCGAUGACACUCAGCUGUGCAACUGCUCUUCCAUGGGCUUGGACUUCAUUCCCCCAGGGCUCACGGGCAAAAUCACAACGUUAAACCUGUCCCACAACAGGAUCAAGCACAUCCGAUCCCAGGAUCUGCAGCAGGCUGUGAACCUGAGAGCCCUGCUGCUGCAGUCCAACAAAAUCAGCUCAAUAGACGAGGACUCGUUUCGCUCCCUUGGGAAACUGGAGCUCUUGGACUUAUCAAAUAACAGCUUGGCUCACUUGUCCCCUGCGUGGUUUGGGCACCUUUUUUUGCUCCAGCACCUCCACCUUCAAGGGAACUCCUACAGAGACCUGGGGGAAAGCUCCCUCUUUUCUAGUCUGAGGAACCUGAGCUCUCUCCACCUGGGCAACUCGCAGUUCUCCACGGUAAGGCAAGGGAACUUUGAGGGCAUUGAGCUUCUCGACAAGUUGUGGAUUGAUGGUGGCAAUCUCAGUCAGUACGAGCCGGGAAGUUUGAAGUCAAUUAAGAAGAUAAAUCACAUGAUCAUAAGCCUAAGAAGAAUUAACGUAUUCUCAGCAAUUGUCAGGGACCUUCUGCACUCUGUCAUUUGGCUAGAAGUGAGAAAAAUCAAAUUAGAGGUUGAAAAUAAAAGCUUGGUGCAGAACUCAACACUUCCUUUUAGGAUACAAAAACUUACUUUUAAAGAUGCUUUGUUCAUAGAUGAAUAUAUUAGCCAGGUAAUUGUAUUACUGAAGGAAAUCAUAUCUUUGCAAGAGUUCGAGGCAAUCGAUUGUGUGCUUGAGGGGAAAGGAAUAUGGGAUACUAAAAAAAUUGCAAGCAGUGGGCAAAAUUUUGUUGAAACAAUAAAAGUAAUAAAUGUAAUGAUUAUGAAUUUUCAUUUGUUUAUGGACCUAAAUGGUAUGGAGUCACAAAUAAACAACGUGAAAAGCCUCACCAUUGUAAGCUCUAGAGUUUUCAUGGUAUCAUGCAAGCUUGCAAAACAUUUUUCAUCACUCCUGUAUCUCGACUUUCACGAUAAUUUGAUUGCAAAUAAUCGCUUAAAUGAGACAAUCUGUGAAAAUGCUUGGCCUUCAUUGCAAACUUUAAAUCUAAGUCAAAACUCUCUAAAAUCUCUGAAACAGACUGCAGAUUUCAUAACUCGUCUACCCAAACUGAUUAAUCUUGACAUUAGCGAGAAUAAUUUUGGUGAGAUUCCAGAU